Cuscuta campestris is the source of this 5839-nucleotide messenger RNA. Lineage: Eukaryota; Viridiplantae; Streptophyta; Magnoliopsida; Solanales; Convolvulaceae. The record is from the annotation of a GenBank genome assembly.
GACUCUUGGGAUCCCGCAGAUUUGGGCGGCGGUUUCUUGCGUAGCAAAAAGCGCAAUCAGUUGACAGAUGCAAGAUGGAGACGACGAUGGAACACAGAGAUUCACAUCGCACGAACUCAGAGACGGCGAGCUCCGAUCUCGCAAUCAAUCGGCGUGAAGUCCCCCCAGGGGAUUCUUCAACUGAGAACCUAAUUAUGGCCAGAAGCGCCGAGUUGCUUGUUAAAAGCUUCCACGCAAUCUCCAUAUUGCCUUCCGGCGCUCCAGCAGAGCUCCCACGGGAGUUGAACGGUGCUGCAAUGUGUGAGGCGUGCGGCCGGCCGGAAGCAGAGGGGUGUGUGGUGGUUUGUGACGGCUGUGAGCGAGGGUUUCAUGUCCAUUGCUCGGGGAUGACGGAGGUAGAGGCAUCUAAAUUGGAGGAAUGGAUGUGCAGGAAGUGCUCAGGCAGUGGAAGGCGGAGUAAUCAUUGGCAUUUGGGAUGGAGGAACAAAAGGAGGCGCCUGGGCACUGGUUUUGCUUUAGAUGUGAAUGGUGGAUCGCCUCAGGGUGAUGCGAAUGGAGAAUGCUGCAACAGUUUUGGAUCUCAACUAGCAACUGAUUCAUUGAAGCCCCAGUUUGUGCACCCAAGUUCUGGGGCUGUAGGUACCAGUUUGAAAGGCCUCAUUGAAGAAAAUAAUACAACCAUGGGAUCAUCUACCAAGGAUCAGAGCGCAACAUAUUUGCAAGACCUUAAAGAGUAUCUUAAGGGAAAAAAUGAGUUGCUUGCGGAAGGGUGGCGCGUGGAAUUUGACCAUAACUCUGUCACAGGAUUGCUAUGUCCAGUUUAUGUUUCUCCAGAUGGGAAAAGAUUAUGGUCAGUUUCAGAAGUUGACAGUUAUCUUAAAUCAAUUAUAGCUAACAUGCCUUCACAAUGUGGAACUGGAAAAUAUGAUAAUGGACUCCCUAUUCAGUAUGGAGAUUUCUAUGUUCUCUCGGUUGGAAAAGUUGAUGCUAGACACUCUUAUCAUUGUGAGAAUCAGAUUUGGCCUGUUGGUUAUAGUUCCUGCUGGCAUGAUAAGGUCACGGGAUCACUUUUCACAUGCCAUGUACUGGAUGGAGGUGACUCUGGGCCACUGUUUAAAGUCACAAGGAGUCCAUGCUCCACAUUACCUAUUCCAGAUCCAAUGAAAAUCCUAUAUCAAUCCAAACAUGAUAGGACAAAUGAGAGAAGUUAUGUUUUGCCCUCCCAGUCUAUGGAUGACUUGAACAUAUAUUCAAUGCUUGAAGAAGCACCGGCUCCCUUGGAAAAGGAUGUUUUAUCCUGUCUUGGCCAUAGUUCCAAUGAUCAUUCGAACAUGCAAGGAUCACCAUGCUCUACUGCUUUGGCAUGGAGAACAAUGUCCAAUAAAAUCCUGAAUGUUUUCCGUGAAGUAUAUACCCAUAUAGGUGCUCUUAAGCUCUUGUGCAAUCAUGCUUUAGACCAGUCAAAAUCUUCUUAUGAUGUUACAAAUGGAGAAGUUGCAUUGAAAUAUACACCUUUAGAUCAUUUUUAUGGUUUUCCAUACAACCUCAACAUUCCUCAUCUUAUUCAAGCUGACAAGGAGCAUGAAGUGGUGGCUGAAGAGUUACUGAAGUGGCUAGAUCAAGACAGGUUUGGCCUUGAUGCUGAAUUUGUACAAGAAAUCAUAGAGCAAAAGCAGGACAUCAGAGACAUUUUUGGCUAUGUUCCUUUGAAUAAGAGGAGUUCAUUCUCGUCAUCCAUUACUGUUGGAAAUGGUCUCCUAGAGGUUAGAGCUAUAGAAGCUGAGAACAAAGAUGGUAGAUCCACACCACUUGGUUUACGAACUUUUAAUGAAGUGAGUAUUAGAAGGAUUGAUGAGGACCUGUCAGAUACCUGCUCUCUUCCUCGUGGGAGGUCUUUUAGCACCACAAUGCCUUCCCUCUUUCUUGGGGAUGCAAUUCAGGUAUUCGAGUUUUUUUGGCGCUUCUACAAAUUGUUAGGUCUAAAAGAGCCUCUCACAUUUGAAGAUAUUGAGGGAGAACUAAUGAAUCGAUGGCAUCAUGGAGCGCUUUUUCUCAAGAAGGUUGAAGGGGAAAUCCACGAAACUCCAUUUCUAAUUCAAAACGAGAUUGCUGGCACCAAAGGACACAUUUCAGUAUCAAGUUCCAGUUAUGGUCCAGAAGUAGAUAUCAAAAAUCCAGAUUCAGUUGUCAAAAAGGAACCAAAAUUGAUGGAGAAAGGUUUUCCAAUGGAGCUACAGUUGAUUAAGUCUAGCAAAUGCUCAGGUUCUGCCUUGCCUAUGGCUGUUAUCUCUAUGUUGCAAAUUCUGAUAAGUGAUCUUCAAACAAAAGUUGCAGCAGUUGGCUAUCUGAAUUUUGAUAUUAGUGAACCCAAAAAGCGUGGGAGAAAGAAGGAUUUGGACUAUGAUACUACUUCCAAAAGAAACAAACUACCUAUGCUUCCAUGUAAUGAACUAACAUGGCCAGAAUUGUCUCGGAGAUACGCUCUAUCGAUGUUGUCAGUGAAUGGGCACAUCGACUCAACAGAAACUACCACUCAUGAUACUGCACAAAUAUUCCGCUGUUUACAAGGCGAUGGUGGUACAUUAUGUGGCUCUUUGACUGGUGUAGCAGGAAUAGAAGCAGAUGCGUGGUUCCUAGCAGAGGCUAUGAAGAGAAUUUUUGGUUCAUUGGAUGAAGAGAGCGACCGUCUAGCUGUAGAUGAUGAUGAUGAUAUUGACAUGAAAUGCUUGGAAGAGCAUGCUACAGUGAGUGCGAGUGUUCCAGAUUGGGUUCAAGCCCUUGAGCCUGCCAGGAAGCUGCCCACAAAUGUAGGUGCAAGAAUAAAGAGGUGCAUCUUUAAUGCAAUGGAGGGAAGUCCACCAGAAUGGGCGAGAAAGAUCUUAGAGCAUUCUAUUAGCAAGGAAGUGUACAAGGGAAAUGCCUCUGGGCCUACAAAGAGAGCUGUCCUAUCUGUUCUUGAGAGAGCAAAUGGUGAAUAUAGUCCUCAUAUGCCCGUUAAUGAGAAAAAGAAAAAGUUCAUCUCAAUCUCCGGCUUACUGAUGAAGCAGUGCCGGCUUAUUCUGCGGAAAGCAAUGGCUGCUGAUCAAAGAAAGGUUUGCUGCAAUUUGCUAGGCAAGAGGAUAUCAAGUUACAACAGUGACGGUGGGACUAUCGGGUCUCCAGGAAUGGUUUCACGUCCUCUUGAUUUUAGAACCAUUGAUCAGAGAUUGGCAGCAAAUGCUUAUGAUGGAAUGCACAUGGCUUUCUAUGAGGAUGUAUGUGAGGUGUGGAACAAUGUCUUUCUUGCAUUUAAAGAGCAACCAGAGUUGCUUCAAUUAGCAGAAAACUUGGCAAAUGAUUUCAAUGCUUUGUAUGAAAAGGAAGUUGUAACUCUCCACCAGAAGUUGGCCAACUGUAGGAAACAGCAUUCUAUGGAAGCCAGUUUAGAGAAGAUGAUAAAGGAGAUUCUUUCCUGUGAAGAAAUUCCUAAAGCCCCAUGGGAGGAUGGAGUUUGUAAAACUGCAGCUAUCCACCAACAGCCGGAAAAACAUCACGGUGAAUUACCCCAUGCCUAUAUAGUACCAGUGGAAGAUCUGGCAACUCUAAUGGGAAAAAAGGAGUAUUGGGAGUUAAAUAUUGCGGAGAGAACUGCCCUGCUUAAGUUCCUUUGUGAUGAGUUGUUGAACUCAGCUCUCCUCCGCAUGCACCUAGAACGCUCUGCAGAAGGCUCUGUCAAGUUGCAUCAGAAAUUGCGUUUUGCUUUGAAGGAAUUGAAGGCAUUGAAACAAAGAGAAAAUUUUCUAGCCAAACACAUUGAUUAUAGCUCUCUUAUGGUUGGUUCAUGUGAUGUUGCAGUAAAUGAUUAUGAUGAUAUGUUUACAGAUGAUGCAGAAGGUGCUUCUCUAAUGGAUAUUGAUGGCCAAGUACAUGGGAGUUCUUCUACCAAUUCUUCUUCCAUUGGCCAGAAUAUGAAUGUACUUCCAUAUGAAGAAGAAACUAAAGGCCUGAAUGAAGUGAAUAAACAUGCCACAUAUGAAGAUAUCUCUGAAAUGCAUGCAGGAAAUCAUCCUUAUAUUCCUAAUCAUGAUGACAUAGAGAUAUGUCAUGCUUCUAAAAACAUGGAUGGCGAUAAUCUUGGACAAACUUUAAACUCCAUUACCAAUUUGCAGAAACAAUUACAGAAAGUGUCUUGUCGGGGUGAGUUUCUAGGCAUUGAUUUUGCAGGGAGAUUGUAUUGGGCUCUAUCAAAUACAGAUGCAAAACCGUGUAUGGUUGUCAAUGAGAAUGUGGGACUGCAGCCAGGAGACAACAUAACUCCAAGUGGUUCUAAUGAUCUGCGUCCUUUCUGGUAUGAGCGUUAUGAAGAGAUCUCAGUUCAUUCUUCCUGGUCUUGUUAUGAAACUGACUCUGAGAUUCAAAAGGUUUUAGAAUUUCUGAAAGAUGAUUAUCCACCAGAAAGACAGUUGAAGGAGUCCAUUUUGUGUUGGCAAAAGAAGAGGACUGAUCAUCCUCAGUUUGCUAAGUCAAUUAGUUCACCCCAAGAUGAAGUUUUAUGUGGUAAUAAUCUUGCAACUAGAGCUACCAGGCUAUUGGGAGUUAAGUAUGGUUCUGCCGUUGAGUUGGAAGCUACAGAAGAAUUCUGCAAGCAGCAGAGGGAAGGGGACAAUGCAUUUGAAAGAGAUAAUGGAAUCUACCGAUGUAAAUGCUUAGAGCCAAUUUUAUCUUUCAAACACCAUUGCAUUCAUUGCCAUCAAACCUUUGUCUCUGAAGGGGAGCCUCAGUUUCAUGUCCAGGCUAAGUGCAUAUAUUCUUUAGGUUUAGGAGGGCCCAAAGAGAAUGGCGUGGUAAUAAAAUCAAAAGCUCAGGGACCUAUAAGCGAGUGUUUCGAAGUGUCAAAUUCACUGUUUGUUCGAUAUGAAUUUGAUGGACUUGAUUGUCCGUAUAACUUGGAAGAUAUCUGCUCCAAAUUUGUAAUCAAAGAUUCUUCUAUGAAGGAAGUGGUUGCACAGAUUGGCCUUAUAGGUUCUAAGGGAACUCCAACCUUUGUUCCAUCCCUCCUCCCUCAUCUAAGUGAUCCCGCUUCAUUGCUAGUUCAAGUUCAAGAUAAUAUUCCUUGCCCCGAUGUCAACCACAACACAGAACAUAUAAUGAAGCCUGAUAUCCCGCCUCAACAGUUCCCAGGGAGAAUAAAAGCAUUGGUGGAACAAAGUGACACGUUGGGCCAUAAAGAAUCUGGAAUGCGUUCGAGGUUGGAAAGUGUCAAAUGCUUAAUUGUUUCAAAUUCUGCAUUAAGGCCUGUGGUAGGUGGUGAAGCUUCUCAGAUCUUGAGGCAGCUGAAAAUUAAUUUACUGGACAUGGAUGCUGCACUUCCUGAAAUAGCACUGAGGACGUCAAAAUCACAAAUAGAAAGGAGACAGACCUGGCGUGCAUUUGUUAAAUCUGCUGUGACAAUAUAUGAGAUGGUUCAGGCAUUGAUCGUGUUUGAAGAAUCGAUAAAGUCGGAGUACCUGAGCACUUCGUGGUGGUUCUGGUCAUCAAUCUCAGCAGCCGUAACGAUAUCCACACUGUCUUCCCUUGCUCUGCGUAUAUACUCCUUGGAUGCAGCUAUCAAAUAUGAACAGGUUGCAGCUAAAAAGACUAAACCAGGCAAGAAAGUAACAGCCAAGAAAAGGAAGGAUCUUCAAUAAUCAUGCAGUUCUUAUACCUUCUGGCAGUUGCUGGAUGACGUAGGUGAUGAAUAUGCAAGUGAUCUUUCCCUUUUGACAUUUAUUUUUGUGGUUUUAAUUUUUUGUUGGGCCCAGUUUUUUUUGUGACUAGUAUUUAUAGUAACAGGUUUAUUUUAUAAAUGUCGUCUUCCUUU